Molecule: messenger RNA, 2580 nt
Organism: Tuber melanosporum (Perigord truffle)
Lineage: Eukaryota; Fungi; Ascomycota; Pezizomycetes; Pezizales; Tuberaceae
Exons: 7
Coding region: 905-2221 (438 amino acids)
Biological process (GO): protein phosphorylation
Molecular function (GO): protein kinase activity; ATP binding
Source: RefSeq, a predicted model, not a curated record
AGGAAAGACAGAGAGAACCCCUCGGAGUCCUCUCCAUUCACCACACCCACCCUACCUAUCAUAGACCACCUACCGGCACUGCUCCUCUAUCUAUCUACCUUGUCCCACCUCCUCCUUCGCCGUCUCCUUCGCCUCGCUCGCCCCUCGCCUUUUUUCCCCCACAAAAACACCCAAGAUUGCAUUUCUCUGGUAAAGCUUCUGUUGGGAGUUUUUCCGCGAGACCUUGAACGGGUCUCAUACCAUACUCUCGUGGCAGCAGCUACUACGGCUGAUUACAGUAUCGGUCUCCGGUUUAUCACACUUUUUCGUUCCUUAAUCUCGGUAUCUGUUUUGCUCCUCACGUCCUGUUUACUGUCCCGGUACCUUGACUUGAGCCCUUCCUCGCCUGAGCACAUCAUUUGUAUCGUCGCUUUGUCGUCGGGCAUAACCAUCCAUUUCCCACAAGGCGGGCACCGGUACGUCUAUCUUGCCUGUCGAGUACGCCGACACGUCGCUCCGACUUCUUUCCUUCAGCCGUCAUCCCGAAACGAGGAUAAAUAGUCUGAAGAAAUCUCACCGGGUCCCUUUCGUUUAGAUUUACUUUUUUGUAUUUUUUAUUCUCCUUACCAGCCAUCUACGUACCCACCAUCUUCCUAACGUUGCUGUCAAUCACCGGAGCAAUUAAUUACCCUUACAACUAUCGAUCUAGAUCGCAAAGUAACAACACAUUGACGAAAGCUCAACGAGGGGCAAUAGAUAAAUUCUCAGGAUUGUAAUCUUCUGGAGAAAAUAUUACCCGAUCCUUACGACCUUUUCCUCCAGGGCACUCUGAACAUCGUGGUCACAUAUCUAGUUUUUUAACACUCCACUGCCGAACCAUAAGGGACUCGGACACCUGCCGUUUUCGCUAUCAUAACUACUAUCCAUGUCGGCACCUGCACAGCUUCUGCGGCCGGCGAAUCCGCACAAUGGGCCCAGGGUUCCCCGGCUGGGCCUUUCGAUCCCGCCUCAACCUGGCUCGAGAUCCGUCGGUGCUCCCCAACUAGUCGGCCCCGCACGUGCCCCCCCUCAGCUACGUCUGGCUACUCCUGGGAAUCCUAGUGCCAAUGGAAUUCAACCAGUAGAUCAGAGACGGGCGCAGGCAUAUGCUAGCCCGGUGAAUACCGUUAACAAUCAGUACUCGGCUCUGGGUUAUGCUAUGGGGUUAAAAAAUCAAGUGCGGGGUUCUCCAGAAACUGCUGUUCCACGAAUGGCUAGCCAGGAAGGCGCAAACAAGAAGACUAUUGACUGGGACAAUGAUAAUUUAGACGUGGAGGAUCUUGAUGAUGAGGGGUGGAAGAAGGCCAGUGAGGAUGGGAGGAUCGUGGAACUGGGAGGUUUAGGUGAAGGGGCUGGGGGAGCGGUCACUCGCUGUAUGUUGAAGGGCGGAAAGACGCUCUUUGCUAUGAAAAUCAUCACAGCAGAUCCUAAUCCCGAGAUUCGAAAACAAAUCUUCCGUGAAUUAAGCUUCAACAAGGAAUGUAAUUCGCCCUAUAUCUGCAGAUACUUUGGUGCAUACACGGAUUUAUCUUCCGCCACGAUUUCCAUUGCUAUGGAGUUCUGUGAGGGUGGGAGCCUAGAUAGCAUUUACCGAGAGGUAAAGAAAUUAGGGGGAAGGACUGGAGAGAAGGUCCUGGGGAAGAUUGCUGAAGGGGUGUUGGAGGGGCUGACGUAUCUGAGUGGGAGAAAGAUCAUUCAUCGAGAUAUCAAGCCAUCCAACAUCUUACUGUGCAGAGAUGGGCAAGUGAAAUUGUGCGAUUUUGGUGUUUCCGGAGAACUCAUUGGAUCUAAGGGGAAUGCGGAUACCUUUAUUGGCACUUCGUACUACAUGGCUCCCGAGAGAAUCCAAGGAUUCUCCUACACCAUCACCUCCGAUGUCUGGUCUCUUGGCGUUACCCUUCUCGAGGUGGCCCAGCACCGUUUCCCAUUCGGCGAGGAGAGCGACAGUACUAAUGCCCGGUACAACCUUAUUGACCUUCUUACCUAUAUUGUUCAACAUCCUAUUCCGGAGUUGAAGGACGAACCCAAUCUUAAGAUCAAAUGGAGUCACAACUUCAAAUACUUCAUCGCUUGCUGUCUCGAAAAGGACACUCAGAGACGCGCCAGUCCAUGGAGGAUGCUGGAGCAUCCAUGGAUUAUGGAGAUGAAGAAUAAGAAGGUCAACAUGGCUAAUUUCCUUUCGCAAGUUUGGGACUGGAAAUGAGAGGUUGUGUAAGGUUUCAAAAGUUUUUUUCUGGGGCGCAAAAUUGGGAAAUGAUUUUUCGUGUUUAAAUUAAGGGUGUCCCGCUUAACUAUUUGUGAGACGGUAAGAGAAUAAGAUAUCACUCUCCCGCAUCCGGCAUAAAGUUUUGCUUGGUUAACUCCCUUCUCAUCUCUAUGUUCUUUUCUUUCUUUCCUUCUUUCUUUCCUUCUUUGCUAUUGGGUUAUUUUUUGUAUUGCAUCAGGAUGUUUUUAUUUAUUUUUUCUACCAUUUUCUCAUGAUUUGUGUUUCAUGAUUGGGGUGAGAGUGGGGGAGACUCUUAGGGGGUCUGCAGCAGUCUAGAAAUAAGAAUUUUUUUUUUA